AUCCAGGACGGGAUUGAGGGAGAGAGCGGGAUGAAGGGAGGGGUGUGCCACGAAAAUAUGUGUCAGCCCAGGUUCAUGCGAGGCUAUUUCUAUUCUAUUCUACUGUUACACUUUCAAUUGCUACAGUAUGUGCUGCUGAAGAAAGACAGCAGACAUUUCUGCAAUAACAGUCUUCUGUGAUGGUCAUAUGCAGUGUAUCACAACCACAUGAGGAUGGAUUGAAGUACUUUCUGCAAAACACUGUGUUUUGAUGUGAAUCAGUGCUCUCUACCAGGGCAAAGAUAUUAUGUUUGGUUUGCGCUGUAGAGACUGUUCAGUUCCUGCUGUUUGUAAUCAGGAGGGAAUAACAGGAACAAUAUGAUGUUGAUGAGAUGUUUGUGUGCUGAGCACCAUGGACUGAAUAACAUCCCCUUUUCCUCUCUUCCUCCCUUUCUUCUCCUCUUCCUCGGGCCUACAGUGUGGAUGUACGGCUUUACCGACAGUCCAAGGAAAGAGGCCUCAGGCAUUGACAGCUCGGACCCUAUGGUGCUGGAGCAGUACGUGGUGGUGGCCAACUACGAGAGGCAGGAGAACUCUGAGAUCAGCCUGCAGGCUGGGGAGACGGUGGACGUGAUCGAGAAGAGCGAGAGUGGUUGGUGGUUCGUCAGUACAGCCGAGGAGCAGGGUUGGGUGCCGGCCACAUACCUGGACUCACAGAACGGCACUAGAGACGACCUGGAACUUAGCACCGUCAGGACAGGAGAAGUUACUAAGAGACGCAAGGCUCAUCUGAAGAGACUGGACCGCAGAUGGACCUUGGGGGGCAUAGUGAACCGCCAGCAGAGUCGAGAAGAGAAGUACACGACGGUGCAGCCGUACAACAGCCAGGGGAAGGACGAGAUCGGCUUUGAGAAAGGGGUCACCGUGGAGGUCAUCCAAAAGAACCUGGAGGGCUGGUGGUACAUCAGGUACCUUGGGAAGGAGGGCUGGGCCCCGGCCUCAUACCUGAAGAAGAUGAAGGAGGACUUCUCAUCCCCAGGUAGGAAGAAGACCCUGACAGGCCCUGUGGAAAUCAUCGGCAACAUCAUGGAGAUCAGCAACCUGCUCCAGAAGAAGUCCAGCAGUGAGAAGGAUGUCCAAACGGAUGGAGAUUCCACCAGUCCUGAGCGCCACAUCUCCAAGAGUGAGAUCAGCCUGCCCAUGCCCUAUGCCCCAGGUUAUAACCCCAGCCCCGACCACGGCCCCAGCCCUGGCCCAGGUCCGAGUCCUGGGCUGAGUUCUGGAUCUGGGAUGGGUACCUCCAGUCCUAGCCUGGGCCCUGGUGCUAGUGGCCCUCUACAGGACAGUAAGGGGAAGACAGAACCUGGUUCCCCUGCUGUAGCACGUGUCGCUCCACACAGGGUGUCGAUAGGCUUUGAGGCUAUAGGCUCUCCCAACCUCCGACAAAAACCUCCUCCUAGAAGAGAAACAAAUCUGGGCUUCCAGUUACCUAAGCCACCAGAGCCCCCUACUGUGGAAGCGGAGUACUACACCAUCGCAGAGUUCCAGUCCUGCAUCUCUGAUGGCAUCAGUUUCCGUGGAGGACAAAAAGCUGACGUCAUAGAGAAGAACUCCGGGGGCUGGUGGUAUGUCCAGAUUGGGGAGACGGAGGGUUGGGCCCCCUGCUCCUACAUCGACAAACGCAAGAAACCCAACCUUAGCCGACGAACCAGCACGCUUACACGCCCCAAAGUCCCGCCCCCAGCUCCACCCACCAAAAAGCAAGACUCAGAAGAGACGCCAUCACCCUCACCCAGUCACUCCAUCUCCUCAUCCUCCAAAGCCCCAGAAUCCCCCAGCCGGCCCACAGUAUAUGAGGAACCGGAAUACGACGUUCCCGCUGUUGGAUGCGAGGGCGAGUCGGACACAGAAUCCCUGAAGGGAGAGACAAUACAUCGCCCCCUGGAGGUGAAAAUCAACAGUGUGGUCUGUGAGAAGUACCGUAGUUCUCCUCCGGUCUGCAAGACCUCCCCUGUGAUUAUCAGCUAUAGAAGAAGGUCCUUCAGGUCCGUUGAAGAGAUGGCCAAGGAAGAAUGUAUCUAUGAGAACGAUGGCUUCAGGCGCAGUAGUGGUGAUGAAGCGGCUUCGGCCAAAGGCUGCGGUGGUUCCAACUCCCCAAGGAUCUACCACUCCUCGACUGUACCCCGCAAACCCUCAGGGUCUUCACCUCUAGCAGGGGGAAAGCCAUUGAAGAAGAUCGCCCCAGAGCUGAGCCGAAGCCAGUCCCUAGCCAAAGCCGACACCAGCCCCAGGUUGUCCUCAGACGAAUCGGGUAGAGAUUCCAGGAAACCUCCAGGCAUCCGGACGGUGGAGCAAAGGAUAGGCCAGAGCCCCUCCACCAAGCUCAAGCCCUCGGUGAGGCCUAAACCUCUGCUCACCACCAAGUCAGAGCCACAGUGCCCUGAGAGGAUGGACAUCACUUCCCUGAGACGCCAGUUGAGGCCCACGGGACAACUCCGGCAUACCGUCCAUGGGCUCAAAGACUCAGAGACGGCCUCCGUCAUCUCGUCGGAGGACUCCCAUUCUUCCCGCAACAGCACCUCAGACCUCUCUUCCAUCUACUCCAAAGGGAGCCGGGGAGAUUCAGAUCUGGAGGGGUUCAACCUAUACCGGACCACAGACGCCUACGACAAGGUCCAGGAGUCAGAGCUGAGCUUUCCAUCUGGGGUGGAGGUGGAAGUCCUGGAGAGGCAGGAGAGCGGCUGGUGGUACAUUCGUUGGCGGGACAAGGAAGGCUGGGCGCCCACUUUUUAUUUGGAGCCCAUCCGCCAAGGGAGGGACGGCGGUGGGUCCGAGUCUGACGGGCAGCGCUCUGGGUCGGGCAGCGGCACCGGGAGCAAGUCCAACAGCCUGGAGAAGAAUGAGCAGCGCGUGCUGGCGCUCAACGACAUCAACCUCCAGGGACUCACUAAUCACCACCAGGUGCACCAUACGCCAGGGGGUCUGAGAUCGAGGAACACUCCCCCCAUCCCCUCCAAGCCUCCGGGGGGCUUCUCCAAGCCGGCUGUGCUGGUUAACGGAGCCGCGAGAAUGAGGAACGGUGGGGUGAGACCGCAGUCUGCCGUCAGACCCCAGUCCGUGUUCGUGUCUGCGCCACAGCCCGCCAUGGUCAGUCAACAUUACAUGACAAGUUCCCUGAGGCGGAAUGAGUCAUUGGCCGCCCACAACCAGUAUCGUACCGACCAGUACCGCUCCGGUUCCGCUACCCUUGGCGUGCGCCGUAACUCCUCUUUCAACGCUGUGCGUGCACAACCCGUCACAGUCGAGACCCGAUCGAGACCCUCAGAGCGCUCUAUCACCACCAGGGGGUCUUCGGCGGAACGAUUUGGCGCCGGUGGCGGGACGGACGCCUUGAGCAGGGUUGGGGUUGUUGUGCAGCGUAAUGGUAUCCCCGUCUCCACAGUCAGGCCCAAGCCUAUCGAGAAGAGCCAGCUGAUCCAUAACAACCUGGGGAGGGAGGUAUAUGUUUCCAUUGCUGACUACCGGGGGGACGAUGAGACCAUGGGCUUCCCUGAGGGCACCUGCCUGGAGGUUCUAGACAGGAACCCCAACGGGUGGUGGUACUGCAAGGUCCAAGAUGCCCUGCACCCCCGCAAGGGCUGGGUCCCCUCCAACUACCUAGAGAGGAAGAAGUAAUGGCCUAAUAAUAAUAACAAUUCCCCCCUUUGAUGAUGUCACUAAGAAUAUUGGUGAUGACAUCACUCCAUAAGAAUGUUACCCCACAAGAGCUACCACAAGCAAUAUGCUCCAAAUAUGUAAACAAAUAAUUGAUUCUGAAAUACUUUAUGUAAAAAAAAAUGUUGUUUUAACCUUAUAAUGAGAAAGAGACACUUUUAUUUCUAAAAUGUACACAUAAAAGACUAAAAGUCCAGAUUUUUGUGUGCGAUAUGGGAUGUAACGAGAGACUGAAAACGGGGUUGGCCAACCCAAGUGUUAGAAACACAAGUAUGUUUUUGGAACUUUGGAACGAUGCGAUUUGACACGACACCUUCUAGAAGGGGUUUACAUUAGAAAGAGAAGAUAGCUGGGCAAUGAUGGCAAGCCUUAUACCUGCCCUUGUGACUGUAAUGCCAAAUAGGUGCCUUUUUGUAGAUGAUCAACUGAAUGGGGGUUCGAAGAAGUGGACGGAACACAUUGGUGAAUCAACGUCAUUACCAAAUGUAUGACAGUGCCAUAGGCCUAUGAGCAUGAAUACUCCCAAAAUUAUUUUUGUAACGUUCAAGAGAAUCACUUGAGUAGGAGUGUUUUAGGAACGUUACCGAGCGAAUAGGAUCAAUCUAGAGUGUUGUAGUAGAAUGUUCAGAAUCAAAUAAGAAAGAAACAAGAGAAAGGGAGAGAUAUCAGUGACUCUCAGUGAGUCACAAUUGACUCACUUAAAAUGACUAAUCCUUUGAUUUUUUUUUUGUUGUCAUUAUUGUAUGUUCUUCUUUAAUGUCUCUGUGUCUUUCUGUCUGUCCUUAGAGAUGUAUUUCUGCUUUCUUGUGUAACACUCCACCGACAGCCCAAAAUUGGAAAGAGUCAAAGUUCCUCUCGGAUAUUCGGAUCUCUGAAGUUUCACUGAUGGAAUAUCUAUGUUGAGGUACACGUAAUUAGACGGACUUUGUAGUUGCACCCUGUUUUUGUAGUCCCACUUCUUAUUCUAUAUUUUCAACCAAGCCUGCAGAAUCUUGCAUACAAAUAAAGCCAAAAUCUGCCAAGCUUGAAAUCUAAUUAAAGUAUACUUAUUGGGGAAUCAAUUCCAAUUUAAGGUGCUUUUCAGUUUACCACCAAGAUAUUACUUUACACAAUAUGUUUACACACUAAGUUGUCUGUAUUAGUUCCAGACAAAUAUCUUUUUAUAUAUGCUUUACUGUAUACAGUGUAGCAAUCGCAGUUGCACAGAAAAUAAGUACUGGAAAUAUGGCUUAAUAAUGUUUUUUAAAUCCCAGCCUCGAGCCCACAAUGUGAUUAAACCAAUGCAGAAUAUCAUUUCAUUGGCUAUUUUGUAGAUUUACUAUUUAUUUAUGGGCACAAAUAGCCUAAUACAAUCUAUUCAAAAAAAUACCUAAAACGAAGUUUAAAAAAAUAUAUGUUUUGAUAACAUCUGGAUUUUCUGAACCCAAAUCAAAGCAUAUUGAAACAUGCGGAUAUUGCUGUGCAGUAUUGGUUUAUGUGGUAUGCAAUUAAGUUUAUGUUUACUUCCUUUCUUUAAAAGUAGUUUGGUAUCUACUGGAUUUAGAAUAGUACUGCAGGACUAUUUUGAGUUACUAUUUACUUAUACGUUUUCCCAAAACUCAAUACUGAUAUUACUUCAAAACGAUCCCCAAUUGAAAAUCCUAAUGAAGUACUAUUUCAACUGGCUGGUGUUCAAGACUGCUGAAAUAUUUUUCUAACAGUGUGUGAGCUUCUCAAUUGAGGUUAAACACUAACUUUUCAUGACAUUUUCUGCUGGACAGUAUUAUAGUAUUAAACAAAGUAUUGUACCUGCUAGAUCGCAGUUAUAUCUGUUUUAGCCAACCAUAGUUGUUUGUUGAUAUUACAGUGUGAUCACACAUAGACAAUAAUGAAGAUUGAAGUUCCGUUUUUUGUGAAUUAAUGCACUUUAACACCUGUUUACAGUGCAUUAAUGUAAGGAUGCAGUUGAAAUACUCAGCAUAUUAUUUAUUGAUUUUUUAAAAAACUAUUUAAUAUGCAUAUUUUUUUUACCUCAAGUUUUUCAACUCCUGAGUUGAAAAAGAUCUAAGUCAUUGGAGGAUGCCAAUGCUCCUCACAAUAUAAUAAUUGGAUACUGUACAUGGUACUCUGUUGUGGGAGACGAAUGCUACUGCAACAUACUUUUUUCCAUGUUGCCCUACAAACCGGCAGUUACAAUGCAAUACCAAAUGCACUGCUGGUCAGUGAAACUACCAACUACACAAUGCCUGUACAUAAUUGAAUGUUUUCAAAUAAUUAAUGCAGCUAAGAGUUAGUCAGGUUUUUUUUGUAGUUUAUCAUUUUUUUUUAGUUCACUUUAUUCUAUUUGGCUAUCUUUUUUUCCAACCUUCUAAAUGACGUUUUUUUCCACCCCCAUGCUGUGUGCUGCAACUAGCAGAAUCAUGGACACUUCCUUUCUCCUUAUUGGUCUGUACGUAAUGCCUGAUUCAAAUCUUAUUUAUUUUGAACUAAUGUUUUACCUCCCAUUUGUGGUUGACAAUCAAAUAUUUAUCCACUGCCUCACUAGACUGGACUAGACCCCGCAACCUAGUACAAAAGUCAAUAAUGUGUGAUAGACUGUCAAAAUGUUUGAUAUUUCUACAGUCUAUUUGGUAUGAAUUUCAAGCCCUUGCAUACAGAUCUAUAGAAGCUGAAGUUAGUUCUGCUUCACAAAUGGAGGGUAAAAUGCUCUUUAUCUCACCCAUCAUAUCCCAUGUAAAGCAAUGGAAAUCGAUAAUUAGGUCUAUGUAUAGUACAACUACAGUUGAUACAGAACCCCUAACCCAUCUCCCUCCCCUCGACAAAGGCAUUAUGUAAACGUGUUGAAUCACCCAUAACAUUUCGCUUCCGCACAUAUUAAUGCAUAUUGCUAUUGUUUAAUUGAGCUCAAUUUACAUGGCUUCUCUGCCUGCGCCUGCAAAUUACAAGGGAAUUGUAAUAUGUCAAGCUCGACUUUUUCAUAUUCAGUAUUAUGUUUUUUUUUUUUUUAAUAAUUUUAAAAUGUUUUGGUCAAAAAUAUCAUUUUUGUCUUCUUUGUUUUUCGUUUUCACCCCAUUGUAUUUGAACAUCUUUCAGAAAUGUAAUAAUGAGGAAAUGUGCAAUACAAAUAGGCAUCUUUAAAAAGCAUAGCUAUAGAAAAACAUGAUUAACAUGACCUUUCUUGUCUAAGGAGAUAUGAUCCAAAAAUAUACUGUAUAUAUAUAUCCCUUAAUCCAUUCAAACCAUCAUCGGUCAUGUAAACACCUUUAGGUCAUGACUCAUUUCAGGUCCACUGCUUUUUUUAUAUUAGCCUUUUUCAAAAGAGCAACAGUUGCUAAUGGCACUGAACCUUCUCCAAUCCCAUUGGAGAGGCUUACUUCCAUUGAGCUACAGCACAAAAUGUUGUGACAUGAUGAACAUGAUUUUUAACCAAUGGCCAUGUAAGAAUCCCUUCUGGUCCUUCCUCCUGGCUAGCGUGCGUGGCUUGUGGACUGUGAAUGGCACCAGCAGAACCCAAUGACCCGGGUUCCGACCUCGUUAACAUCUAGCUGUUCUCUACCACAGAUCCACAGAGGUAAGAGUUGUGUCAGCAUCGAGGGCCUCUAGGUACUCACCAGACUGCCUUCGAGCUGUCACGUUUGUGCCUGAACAAAAUGUUUUUGUUCUUGGAGAGUCUCUCUCCUCCACCUACAGUACGCAGAUGCCUCCAUGCCAUUUGAACACAAGCCAUGCCGGCCUCUUCAACACUGUUUCCAUGGCAAAAGUGACAUUUGGAACCAUCGCAGAUGUCAACCGUGUAAUGUCAACUGUUAAGUGGUAGUCUUGUUGGGAAUGUGUACUUACAGGGCCAUCGUAGUUUAAUCCAUCCACUUCCAAACCUAUACCUACCACCAAAUAUAAGAAAACACUUUUUUAUGUCCUCGAUUAAGCCCCAUGGCAAUUCAUUUCAGACUUGACCAUGUUCCGAAUGUUUCGAACCUUCUGAGGAGAAAGAGAGAAAAUACUACAUGGGUUUGGUUCUUUGUCCACAGAUUACAACAGUGAUGUUCUUGAGGUCCACUAAAACUGGUUGGUUUAAAAGUUUCUUCUACAGAUGAUUUAUCCCCACAUUACAGUUAAGGUGCUUCGUGGCUUUGGAAGGUCUCGGUUCAUUUCCUUUCCCCUCCAGUGGGUUUUAUAGGGAAGAAACACACACACCCUUCAGUUUUAACUUUGGUGGAGGGUGCCACAGAUUUGUGGUAAAGUAGCACCCAUGCAGGGGCCACACACGCACAUAACGACGAGGGAAGCCAUUCAUGUCAGAGAGAAUAGAUUAGAGCCUCUACCAUAUUUGCGAAUUCAGCCAAGUGAGACCGUCCUUACUGACGCCACACUGCCUCGACUCUUUGCCCCUGCCUCCUUUCUCUCUUUUUAUUUUAACAAAUUGGCGGGCCUUCUCGAGCGUGACCUUCCCUUAAGCCUAGUAAUCCUAGAUAGCACCAGCCGGAAUGGCUUUCUUCCUCACGGCUCUUUUUUUUCUACUUUUCCUUUACUAGUGCCUCCUUGCUCACGCUUUGGCCUAUUCCACCAUACUUCCGCCAUGUUCUUUUUCUUUCUUUUGCCUCAACCGAAGCUUGUAGUUCCCAGUCACUUGGAGUAGGAAGAACGAAGAGAUUGCAUAUGUUGAGUGCAUCUAGUGUAUGAGGUUUGGGUCGUAGAAGCAUGUGAUGUGAGAUAUUGUGUGUUGGUGUGUUUGAGAGAGAGGACGUGCGCACUGUGAUGAGAUGGAUUGUGUGCAGGUGAGGUCAGGAGAAAGAUAGGAGGUCAGGGAUGAGGUUGGUUGUGUGUGGGAUGCGUUGGGAAACCUGAGAUGGAUCAGAUUGUGGAAUGUAGAUGACAUGGCAAGAGCGGGAGAACGAGACAGAGAUAGUGAACAAGAGAGAGUGAGAAUGAGAGAGAGAGAGAGAUAGAGAGAGAGAGAGAGUUAGAGACAGAGGAGCUGGAUACAGUUGUGGACAUUGUGCUCCUCUGUUCAUGCUGACUAGACUUCUGUUAAAACCAGUAGCAACAGCUUCCAUCAGAGACAAUGAAUAACACUGCAUCAUACUUCCUCUUAUCCCAUCACCCACAGCUUGGGCUAAUGAACAAUCCAUGUACGAUGCGUGACGGUGAAAUCUCAUUAUCAAAACACAAUUUUAAUUGCGGUAGUUAAAGUUUUGAAGCCCAGUAAGUCUCGCGCCGGUGGCAUCCUGAUAGCGGGGAAACACAGCCACGAGGGGCUAAUCUAAAAAGAAUGAGAUUGUGGCUGUCGAAGAUGGAUAGAUGCUCUCACUCUUUGUCUCUCUCGUUCUGUCUCUCCAGCUUUUUAGCGGGUGGCAUAUUAAUCAUGUGUCUGAUUUAUUCAGCUAUAUAUCAUUUGCUGUGGGGAAGCUUCAACUUCUGUCUGGCAGCUUAUUCUCUCCUGGUGUGAAGGGAGAGGCUGGAGAGCCAGGUUAAUGAGAGAAGGGGUAGGUUAGGGUGGUAGGAGAUGUGAUGUUCUGAGAAAGUUAGUAGUAAGUGUUUGUGAAAGGGAUGUGAGGUGUUUAACCUAAGGGUUGUUUUUAGUAGGUAUGUUGAACAUAACUUUUUUAGAGUGACAUUUUUAUGUUGUUUGCUCAUGAAGGAAGUGAAUGAAUGAAAGAAAAGAAGAAGAAAAUGAGAGGGAUAAAAGCUUACUCAGUGCUAGAACUGAUGGUAACGCUUCAGACAGGUGGAAUGGGACUGCCGACUACGCCAAGUGUUACUUAACACAAUCACUUACACAACAGGUGGCGUUGGGGCAUUGUUUAGAAUGCUAAUGUAUUGCAUGGCUGAGGAAUAGAGCAUGCUGGUUCUUUUUUUUGUGUUUCCUGCCGUGCUGUGACUCUCACUGUUUGACUUCCUGUUCUAAUUACUACUUUAUACUCUCUUUAAUUUACCCUCGGACAGAUACAUCAUGUCACAUCGCACUAAGCAAUAACUGCUCACACUGCUUAAAACUACCUUCCUUUUUUUUGUAUGGGUACCAAUAUGGACCAUAUUUAUUGCCACAUCCAUAUUUUCUGGAGGGAGGAUUUGUCAGAUAAAGAUGCGUGUGAGGUGUGAGGGGUCACUGAAUACAUUUUAGUUGGCGUAGUCAAACGUCUUGUUAUUACCUAAGACAAGGCCUUCAUGAGCAUUCAGUGACGCCUGUUAUAGUCUAAUUCCUAUUUUCAGUAGAAGGUAGUGUGGCAAGUCUCCAACACUGUCACAAAAACCUAAUUUGUAGACAAGGCCUCAAACCAAAGUUAUACUCUCUAAACCUAUGCUCUGUAAACCGUCUAGGUCCUUAUACUCAAACUUGAAACAAUAAUGACCCACUACCAGCAUGUCAACUCUGUUACAUCAUACCACCAGUGCUUCGAGUUGGACCAAAGGAGUUGCGAUAGUAUUUGUUUUUCUCUCUUUUUUUAUUUGCAUUAUUCUUAUGCAACAUUUGUGUUCAACUCUAUAGAGACAACUCUAGAGACUAGUCCUGUUUUCAAAACUAAGGUGUCAUGGGAGGUUGGAGCUCAAGAGAAACGGAUUCCUUUUGUAAAUGUCACUGACUGAGUCAUUCCGUGUGACAAGGCGAUAAAGCAGCAGGACAUGUCAGGACAUGUCAUGGUUUUGCAUCAGUGAGUAAGUCAAUAAGUGUAUGUGAAAGUACAGCAAAUGUACAAAUAAUCGAAUCAGUCUACUCUUAAACGGGAAACGUAACAAUUGGUCUGUGUGCCAGCGGUUCUUUUUGAAAACAGGGCUGUCCCUUUUUACCGUUCUCAUUUUGAAAAGCUUUUUGUUGUUGUUGUGUCUCGUUCAUGUUUACAUUGUAUCUUGCAUUGCCCUAAAGAGAAACACUAUUAAAUGUAUUAUCUUUGUUUAAUUCA
Messenger RNA from Oncorhynchus tshawytscha (Chinook salmon), 10571 nucleotides. Its product is annotated as SH3 and PX domain-containing protein 2A. The transcript is spliced from 11 exons. The coding region runs from base 358 to 3654 and encodes 1098 amino acids. Gene Ontology annotation, biological process: superoxide anion generation. The record is from RefSeq and is a predicted model, not a curated record. NCBI's taxonomy places the organism in Eukaryota, Metazoa, Chordata, Actinopteri, Salmoniformes, Salmonidae. Gene Ontology annotation, molecular function: superoxide-generating NADPH oxidase activator activity; protein binding.